Messenger RNA from Moneuplotes crassus, 870 nucleotides. The record is from the annotation of a GenBank genome assembly. Lineage: Eukaryota; Ciliophora; Spirotrichea; Euplotida; Euplotidae.
AUGGGAAAUUUAGGAACAAACGCUACUUCAAAGAGAGUUCAACAAGAGGAGGUACCUGUACUGAAGUGCCAUAAUAAUCUUAAACGAGAAAGUCUAUAUCUAAAAAAAGUUAAAGAAAGUGAUAGAUAUGUAUAUUCUCUUAAUUUUGACUUUUCAUGAACUUUCGACUGCAUAAUCACCAUUCAGCUCUGAGCUAGUGAGUAUCGAAGUUCAAAGAAAGGCUCACCAACAGUUUAUUUCUACACUCCUCCUGAAAUUUCUAAUGGCAUUGCGAAGUAUAAAUUUUCUGCAAGAGCGAGACAUGAGUUUCCUUUCAAGGCCUUUAUUAUUGAUUUCUCUAAAUACGAUCUGAAGGAAAUGACAACAUUUAAGGAAGAUGAAUACUAUCCAAUUGUCAUUACUAUAGAAAGUUGCCCCAGGUUCACUCCUUCAAAGCAUGAGUAUGUAGCCCCUCAACAGUGACAGAUAACUUAUGGUUCCUUCAUUGUAAACAGUCAGGGUGACUACUGCCUAUUGCCUAAGAAGCAAUGUCUACAGUUCCAGAACAAGAUCUUUAAAAUAGAGGAUAUCUACGGUCUAUCUACUAAAGAUGAAGGAAGUUUUUCUGAUGAAGCUAUGAAAGAGUGCAUUAUAUGCUAUUCUAAUCCCAAGAAUACUGUAGUCUACCCCUGCAAGCACAUCUGCUUAUGCAAUGCAUGCGCACAAGUUGUGCGCAUGCAGAGCUCCAAGUGACCUAUCUGUCGACUCGAAGCUGAAAAAUUUAUCACUGUACAGAUUGAUAAGCCUGGAAACUCAGAUUCUGAAUGUAUGUAGGCACUGAAAUUUUUAAGAAGGAAAUUUUUAUUCUGAUCUUUUUUAUAACCAGUUUUU